AUGGAACUCCGAUCUGUCGUCCGUCUCUUGGUCCUGUCGGCCUCCGUCUUCGCGCCGGGGGUCCUCAGUGCGUUCGGGUACACCUCGUCCGGCAACAACUAUGUCAUCGAUGCCGGCUCCGCCAACCCGCUGGUCUUCUCGGUGAGCAAGUCGAGCUGCGACAUCAACUCGAUCAAGUAUCGCGGCACCGAGCUCCAGUAUUCCAACACCGGAACCCACAUCGGUUCCGGGCUCGGGUCGGCCACCGUCUCGGUCAGCCAGAUCAGCGGAUCGUCCCGGUACAUCAAGGUGACAUGUGUGACGUCGACCCUGACGCACUACAUUGUGGUCCGGGAGGGUGAGAGCAUCAUCUACAUGGCCACCUACAUCACCGCCGAGCCGUCGGUUGGCGAGCUGCGCUUCAUCGCCCGUCUGCUGCCCGACAAACUGCCCAACGAGUACCCGUACGGCGAGGUCUCCAACACGAGCGGCGCCAGCGCGACAGUCGAGGGGUCCGAUGUCUUCAUCGUCAACGGGCAGACGAGGUCCAAGUUUUACUCGUCGACACGCUUCAUCGACGAGGACUCGCACUGCGUGUACGGCGGCAGCGACCUGAUCCACGUCUGCAUCAUGACGCCCCAGCAGGAGUCGUCGUCCGGCGGCCCGUUCUUCCGCGACAUCGACUCGAACAACGCGGGGGAUUCGACCAACCUGUACAACUACAUGAACAGCGGCCACGUGCAGACCGAGGCGUUCCGCAUGGGGCUUCACGGACCGUACGCCAUGCAGUUCUCGCGCUCCGGUAUCCCCAGCGUGAAGAACCUGGACGUCUCGUGGUUCGGCGAGGUCUCGGUCACCGGGUACGUGCCCGCCUCCGGCCGCGGGACCGUGCAGGGGACCGCGAGCGGCGUGCAGAGCGGGAUGCAGGGGGUGGUGCACUGGUACAACAGCAAUGCGCAGUACUGGGCCAAGACGUCAUCCAGCGGCGCCUUCACCUCGCCGCUGAUGAAGCCCGGCACGUACACCAUGGUACUUUACCAGACCGAGUUCAAGAUUGCCACGACCACCGUCACCGUGUCCGCGGGCCAGACGACCAGGCAGGACAUUGCCGGCAACUUCAACACGUCCCGCAACACGCUCUUCCAGAUCGGCGAGUACGACGGCCAGCCGACCGGGUUCCGCAACGCCGACAAGUUCCUCCGCAUGCACCCGAGCGACAGCCGCAUGGACAGCUGGGGCCCCCUGACCUACACGGUGGGCAGCUCGACGCUGUCCGACUUCCCCAUGGCCGUCUUCAAGUCGGUGAACAACCCGGUGACCAUCAAGUUCAACCUGGCCAGCGCCCCGGGGGCCGCCACCCUGCGCAUCGCCACGACCCUCAGCUUCGCGGGGAGCCGCCCCCAGGCGACGGUCAACGGCUGGUCCGGCCCCGUCCCGGCCGCCCCGACCAAGAUCGACAGCCGCGGCGUGACGCGCGGCGCCUAUCGCGGGUACGGCGAGAUCUAUACCGUCAACAUCCCCGCCGGCACGCUCGUCGCUGGCACCAACACCAUCACAAUCAGUUCCGUCUCUGGCAGCGAUGGAGAUGCCUUCCUGAGCCCCAACUUUAUCUUCGAUGCCGUUGAACUCUACACAGCUUGA
Molecule: messenger RNA, 1620 nt
Organism: Thermothelomyces thermophilus ATCC 42464
Lineage: Eukaryota; Fungi; Ascomycota; Sordariomycetes; Sordariales; Chaetomiaceae
Product: polysaccharide lyase family 4 protein
Exons: 2
Coding region: 1-1620 (539 amino acids)
Biological process (GO): pectin catabolic process
Molecular function (GO): carbon-oxygen lyase activity, acting on polysaccharides; carbohydrate binding
Source: RefSeq, a predicted model, not a curated record